CUUUUCUUUUCUUCGUCUGUACGACCUAAAAAAACGUUUUAACCGCACGUGAUCUCAUCACACACCCACUCCCAAAUCUCCUACCAGAAAAAACCAUUCACCGAACACAAACUCACCGCCACACCCCGCCACCGCUCCACCACCGUAAUCCGUAAAUGGAAAAACCACCACCACCACAAUCCCCACAACCACCGCCACAAUCUUCCAACGAUAUUUCCCAAAUGCCCCCUCAAAACCCAUCCAAAAUCCCAAUCCGCCCCCAAAAAAUCCGCAAACUUUCAACCGAAUCCCCCACCAUUGAAACCACCACCCAACAAUCAUCAUCCACCAUAGCAGAAGCCGAUGCUUCUAAAGCCAUAAUCACCUCCACCCCAACCCCCACCACCACAAAACGCCGUCGUAACUCCACCAGAUCAGACCUGCCCAAAAUCAUCAAACCCUUAUCCGCUCCCGGCGAAAUCACCGCCGCCAUCCGCCACCUCCGAUCCGCCGACCCACUUCUAUGCAAGUUAAUUGACACCCACCCACCACCCACUUUCGACACACACCAACCCCCUUUUUUAGCAUUAGCAAAAAGUAUUUUGUAUCAGCAGUUGGCUUAUAAGGCAGGUACAUCUAUAUAUACACGUUUUGUAAGUCUAUGUGGGGGAGAAAAUGAGGUACUCCCUGAAACUGUGCUGUCUUUGAGUCAACAACAGUUGAAACAAAUCGGGGUUUCGGGUCGAAAAGCGAGUUACUUGUAUGAUUUAGCUAAUAAGUAUAGUAAUGGGAUAUUGUCGGAUGAAACGGUUGUGAAAAUGGACGAUAGGUCGUUGUUUACGAUGUUGUCGAUGGUUAAAGGGAUAGGGUCUUGGUCUGUUCAUAUGUUUAUGAUAUUUUCGUUGCAUAGACCCGAUGUUUUGCCUGUUAGUGAUUUGGGUGUUAGGAAAGGUGUCCAAUUGUUGUAUAUGUUGGAUGAUUUGCCUAAGCCGUCGCAAAUGGAACAGCUUUGUGAGAAAUGGAGACCGUAUAAGUCGGUUGGGGCUUGGUAUAUGUGGCGGUUUGUUGAAGGGAAGGGUUCCGCGGCUGGUGGGGGGCCUGCGGUUGGGUUGGUGAGCGAUGGUACGACCGAUCAGCAGAAUCAGCAGUUAGAGCAGUCUGAACAGCAACAGCAACAGCAACUUCAGUUGCAGCUUUUGGAACCUAUCAAUAGCAUUGGAAAUCUCGGGGCAUGCAUUUGGGGUCAAUGACAUGGGCACAGAGUCAACUGAUUAAAGUGGCAUAAUAUCUAGGGAGUUAUAGGAAACUUGCGAAGAUGAUUGGUAGAAUGCAGACCCGCAUUGUCAAAUUGAUUAACGGACUGCAUUUUGGUAUUGUAAAUGUAUUUGUCACAUACAAUAAUGAGCUGCUUUUUAUGUAUCUGAUCUUUUUAAGUUUUUUAUUUCCCCUUCAUUCACCAGAUGUACAAUUGAAGGAUUAUUUGGAGGUAUAUAAGCUCCAUUAUCCUACCAUUUUCUUUUGGUUUUUAA
Molecule: messenger RNA, 1508 nt
Organism: Erigeron canadensis
Lineage: Eukaryota; Viridiplantae; Streptophyta; Magnoliopsida; Asterales; Asteraceae
Product: DNA-3-methyladenine glycosylase 1-like
Exons: 2
Coding region: 156-1229 (357 amino acids)
Biological process (GO): base-excision repair, AP site formation; DNA alkylation repair; base-excision repair
Cellular component (GO): protein-DNA complex; nucleus
Molecular function (GO): DNA-7-methylguanine glycosylase activity; alkylated DNA binding; DNA-3-methyladenine glycosylase activity
Source: RefSeq, a predicted model, not a curated record